ACUGGAGUCGUGAACAUUUCAAGUUAUCAAAAUGGUAUAUAAUUUCAAGGUUUAUAAAAAGUGUUCUCCGAAUGGAAAGAUUACACUGUAUAUGCCGAAGCGUGAAUUCGUUGAUCAUAUUUCUUAUGUCGAGCCCAUAGAUGGUAUUGUCGUCGUUGAUGAAGAAUACGUGCGUGGGCGCAAGGUAUUCGCUCAGGUAGUUUGCACCUUCCGUUAUGGCCGAGAAGAGGAUGAGGUCAUGGGGGUCAAUUUCUACAAGGAACUCUACCUUGCUUCAGAACAGAUCUACCCGCCACCAGAAAAGCGAGCCUAUGAUUUGACACGUACUCAGGAAAGGCUUCUGAAGAAAUUGGGACAGUUUGCCCUGCCCUUCCGUCUAUCAGUUCCAGCUGGCUCGCCUGGGUCGGUCACACUGCAGCCAGGAUUGGAAGAUGACGGUGAGCCGUGUGGUGUCCACUAUUACAUGAAGCUCUUUGUUGGAGACACUGAAAUUGACAGAUCUCACCGAAGGAGCACAGUGGCUCUGGGUAUCCGAAAAGUACAGUUCGCUCCGAACAAGCCCGGCCCACAGCCAUGCACUUUGGUCAGGAAAGACUUUGUACUGUCGCCUGGACAACUGGAGCUUGAACUCACCUUGGAUAAGCAGUUGUAUAUUCAUGGCGAGACGAUCGCGAUCAAUAUAAGCGUCCGUAACCAUAGCAACAAGGUUGUUAAGAAAAUCAAAGCCUGCAUCUUGCAGUCGGUGGAUGUGGUUCUCUUCCAGAAUGGGCAGUACCGUAAUGUGGUGUGCAGCAUUGAGACACAAGAUGGGUGUCCAUUACAACCUGGUGCCACUAUGCAGAAGGUGGUACAACUUCGUCCGGAACUAACUCCAUUGCGUGACCGUCGCGGCUUAGCUCUGGAUGCCCAGCUAAAACGCCAUGACAGCGCUUUGGCUUCUACCACUUUGCUUCUAGAACCAGAACAGCGUGAUGCAUUCGGUAUCAUUGUCAGCUACAGUGCUAAGGUGAAGUUGUAUCUUGGCGCUUUGAAUGGAGAGCUGAGUGCUGAGCUGCCGUUCAUAUUGAUGCAUCCAAAGGAGGGUCGUGCUAAGCUGGUGCAAGCAGACAGUCAGGUGGAUGUUGAAAUGUUCCGGCAGGAUACUGUGAUCCACCAGGAGAGCAUUGACGUGUACUGAUUAGUUCAACCAUUGCAACGAAAGACGUCACCACUUACGAAUUAAAACCAUUAUACUGAAUCCGUAUUAGGCCCGAAAUAUAAACCUUAUUAAUUUUAUAUACAGUUCAUUGAUAUAAGACGAGAUGAUUGGUGCAUUGGAAUUAUACGUACCCAACAGAUAUAAAACAAUCUUUGUUUAGAUAAUCUUCUUAAAUUUAUAUUUUUACGCAGAUUGGAUAUCAAAGUAAACUGGUCUUUAUCUUGAGUACUGGUUUAUAUAUACUAAUUGUCAUCGAUAAAAAGUUUUUUAGGCUACCUGUUACGUAUCAACAUGUUGAUGCUGUUCGUUACAAAUGCCGUAUAAAGGCCGGCUAUGCCCAUGCGCAGCGGUCUACUACUCUGGCCUUUGAGUAGGUUCGUUUGCUUACAUAUCUUAUAAAAUAAACUUUCCGUCUCCGUAUAUAUAAUAAAUUUGAUUAUAAUAUUACAAAAUAUUUGGUCUUCAUAAUUGAAAAUUUGUUUGACGUUGUUGUGGAUAGAAAUACAUAUUUUUAGUUUAUGUUUUCAACUUUAAGGCCCUAUCCCAGCACGAAUUUUUGCAUCAAUGAAUUUUUGUGUCUCGGGGUGGACUGCGGUACGCAAUGGAGAGCUGGAGCACUGAGGCGC
Pieris brassicae (large cabbage white) is the source of this 1824-nucleotide messenger RNA. RefSeq names its product arrestin homolog (gene Arr1). The transcript is spliced from 8 exons. Bases 32 to 1177 code for a protein of 381 amino acids. Gene Ontology annotation, molecular function: G protein-coupled receptor binding. Gene Ontology annotation, cellular component: cytoplasm. Gene Ontology annotation, biological process: signal transduction; G protein-coupled receptor internalization. NCBI's taxonomy places the organism in Eukaryota, Metazoa, Arthropoda, Insecta, Lepidoptera, Pieridae. The record is from RefSeq and is a predicted model, not a curated record.